Molecule: messenger RNA, 1476 nt
Organism: Leptosia nina
Lineage: Eukaryota; Metazoa; Arthropoda; Insecta; Lepidoptera; Pieridae
Source: the annotation of a GenBank genome assembly
AUGCACUCGUUGUUCUGUCUGUUAGUGGAAUGUCACCCGGAAGAAAGAGUAGUGGGAAAGCUGCCCGACCCCGACGUCAUAUCGUCAGUAUUGAGUAGCUUUCUGAAACCUUUACUGCACACGACUUCAUUCGCGAACAACAUAAGUAGGGAAAUUGAAGAAUCGCGCGUAGCGAAGGCUAUUAAUAUCAAAAUAGAAGAACUAAAGCCGUACCUUCAAGACGAAGAUGCGAGUGACAACAAUUAUGACUUAACCCUUGAAACGAAAGAUGAGGCAACUUUUAAAGAGUUAACAUCUAAACGCGACAAAAAUGGUUUAAGAGAAAAUAAACACAUGAAAAAAUAUAAAAAACUUCGAAAGAAAAUUGAUAAAGCAUUGAAAAUGGAGUCUGUAACAGACGAAACGCACGAUCUAAUUUUGAAGACGUUGGAUAAACUAAUCGGAAAAUUAAUAGAGAGCAAAUGCAUCGGGGAAAAGGGUUUCUCGAAAGAUCGAACUUCAAAAAUACUGAGUAAUCUGUGUCUCAAAGAACUGGAUAAUUUGAGGAAUAGUUAUAUGAAGAAAGUUGAGUCGAGGAAUCCACGGAGAACGCAAGAGGUCGCAUCUUUCUUCGACGGCCUGCGUACAAUUUUUUCUUACCUGACAAGAGAUUUUGACGCUCUGGCCGAAAGGUACAGUAUUCGGUGCGCUUAUGAUGAACCACGCGACAGGAGGUAUCAAAAUUUCGCCUACGAUUCGGACACCGAUUUAAAUCGACACAACUGCAAUCGCUUCUCGAUCUGUUCGAGGGAGCUCAGGAACUUUCUUUUGGACUUUUACAACUUUCUGAAUGACACGACGGUCAGUCUCGUCCGGAAUUACGCAGAAAUGUACGCAAGAGACACGGACAACUUCCUAGAGAAGCAAUCGGUCGUGGCGGCCAUUAACGGGACGAGUAGGGCCAUGGAAGGAGCGAUCGUAGAUAUAUUUGUGGGACGAACGAACGCCAUUCGAUUGGACGAGGCCAAAAAUAAGGAAAACAACAUUAAGGUUAUAUCCGAUUACGUGAAAGGAACCAUCGUGGAGAUCAGGAAUGUCGUGAAGAGGCUUUUAUCCAAUGAACUGAAAGCCAUCAAAGAUAAAUUGUCAUCCGCCAUAAGCGCCGAUGUCAAUGUCAAUUUGAAGGUGGAUCUGGACAACUUAGAGAGGGAGGUGCUAGGAAGAAUUUGCUUCAUAUUCAAAUUUUGUAACGGAAGAUAUAAAGGCAGAAGGCACGCCGACGGGGGUUUCAAAGGAGCGGACAUUUAUGUAAAAGCCGAAGUCAUUCUCGACGCAGAUUUAAAACGCCCUCUAAAUGACAACGUGUUAAAAAAUAAUUUAAUCGUAGAUGAAACCGUUACUAACGAGUCUGUCGAUAAAAAAGUAUCAAAUCGCGCCCAUCUCACGUUCAAUGUAACCAGAACUACUCCACUCGAAGUUUUUAUUAAUGGCAAAUGA